This is a messenger RNA of Nicrophorus vespilloides, 1679 nucleotides long. It is a transcript of the gene Usp39, whose product is annotated as U4/U6.U5 tri-snRNP-associated protein 2. NCBI's taxonomy places the organism in Eukaryota, Metazoa, Arthropoda, Insecta, Coleoptera, Silphidae. The record is from RefSeq and is a predicted model, not a curated record. Gene Ontology annotation, molecular function: cysteine-type deubiquitinase activity; zinc ion binding. The transcript has 8 exons. The coding region runs from base 141 to 1634 and encodes 497 amino acids. Gene Ontology annotation, biological process: spliceosomal complex assembly; mRNA processing; protein deubiquitination.
UAUUUCUUGUAAACUUAUCUGUUGUGUAUUUACUCAACACAUAAGUUAACCUACAAUUAUAAAUCGUAAUAUUUACGACUAUUGAAUUAAGGUAUUCUUUAAGAAGUUAAUUGUUGCAAUAGUGUUUUAUAGCAUUCACCAUGGAAAGUGAAGAGCCUUUAGCCAAAAAGGUCAAAAUUGAACCGGACGAAAGCAAAGAGACUAUAGUGUUUACAGAUGUUAAAGAUGAAAUCGACGUUAAAAAUAUAAAGAAAGAAAGUAACUACAGAUUAUGCCCAUACUUGGAUACAAUCAAUCGGCAGUUCCUGGACUUUGAUUUUGAGAAGCUCUGCUCAGUGUCUUUAACCAGGAUAAAUGUGUAUGCUUGCCUUGUCUGCGGAAAAUACUUUCAAGGUAGAGGAACAAACACACAUGCAUACACACAUUCAGUGGCUGAAAGUCAUCAUGUCUUUUUGAAUUUGCACACAUUAAAGUUCUACUGUCUACCUGAUAACUAUGAAAUCAUUGAUUCAUCUUUGGAUGAUAUUAAAUAUUUAUUAAAUCCCAUUUUCACUGAGGAUCAAAUAAAGAUGUUGGAUGUAAGCUCAAAAUUAACUAGGGCCAUUGAUGGUAGUCUCUACACACCUGGGAUUGUCGGAUUGAAUAACAUCAAAGCCAAUGAUUAUUGCAACGUUGUCUUGCAGGCUUUGUCUCAUGUAAAACCAUUGAGGGAUUAUUUUUUGAGGGAAGAGAGCUACAGCAAUGUUAAAAGACCUCCAGGUGAUUCCACUUACUUAUUGGUGACCAGGUUUGGGGAGCUCAUGAGGAAGUUGUGGAAUCCGAGAAACUUUAAAGUGCAUGUAUCGCCUCACGAAAUGCUUCAAGCAGUCGUCUUGUGGAGUCGUAAAAAGUUUCAAUUCACGGAACAAGGUGAUCCAAUUGAUUUCUUGUCCUGGUUCCUAAACGAACUGCACCGAGCUUUGAACGGUAAUAAGAAACGAAAAAGUUCGAUCAUCUACAGAUCUUUCCUGGGAUCGAUGAAGAUUUACAGCAGGAAAAUACCGCCCACCGAAUUGGAUGAUAAACAGAAGAGAACUUUGCUGGCAACACCUGAAUAUCAGGAGACGGUGACGGAAUCGCCGUUCUUGUAUUUGACCUGCGAUCUGCCACCUCCACCGCUCUUCAUUGAUGAAUUCCGAGAAAACAUUAUUCCUCAGGUUAAUUUAUAUCAAUUACUGACGAAAUUCAACGGACAAACGGAAAAAGAGUACAAAACGUACAAAGAGAAUUUCAUGAAACGAUUCGAAAUUACGCAGCUUCCGCCCUAUCUGAUAUUGUACAUCAAACGAUUCACCAAGAACACUUUCUACGUGGAAAAGAAUCCUACCAUUGUCAACUUCCCAGUGAAGAAUGUCGAUAUUGGCGAGUUCUUGACGCCUGAAAAUAAAGAAAAGCAUAAGAAUACAAUAUAUGAUUUGGUUGCGAACAUCGUUCACGACGGGGAACCAGACAAGGGAACUUACAGAGUGCACAUUUUGCAGAAAAGCACAGGAAAAUGGUACGAAAUGCAGGAUCUGCAUGUAAUCGACAUCCUUCCUCAGAUGAUCACAUUAACCGAAGCUUAUAUACAGAUUUAUGAGCUGAGAAAUGUAUAGAAUAAAUCAAUAAUAUUGUAUCCGUCAGUUAUUGCUGUUUUAUUG